This is a messenger RNA of Symbiodinium sp. CCMP2592, 4111 nucleotides long. The record is from the annotation of a GenBank genome assembly. NCBI's taxonomy places the organism in Eukaryota, Dinophyceae, Suessiales, Symbiodiniaceae.
GCAGCCCCGUCCCCUGUAUUACAAGAUCAUUACAAAGUACAAAGAGAUUCAUGGGGGCAGUGGUGCCAACACGAAGAAGACUCGAUUGCCAAGUAGGCAGUUUGUUUCCAGCAAGCGGAAAACUGGAUUGAAUGCCUUUGAGAGGCGGCGGCAGGCUGAGCUUGAGGCUGCCGGAUCCCAGACAGGAGAGGAGACUUUGAAUUUGGAAGCCCUGGAUGCUAUUGCGAAAUGCAGUGCAAAGACGAGGCAGACCCAAACUCAGGUCGACCUCCGGGAAGCUGUGAAGAAGCUGCAGGCAGACCUUUGGCGGGACUUCACGUCUGGGCCCCUCUGUGGGACGGCCCAGAAGCUCAAGCAGCACGAGAAGGAACAUCUUGAGAACAAGGAGAAGUUGGGCCGGCUGGAGCAAAGGCAUUUGCAGGAGCAGCAUGUUACCCUGCCUCCUGGCUUUUGUGCUUUCGUCGUUCUUGGUGGCUGCAAGGAGGCGAAGACCCGUGUCAAAAAGCAAUUGCUUCGCCUUGGGGUCUGUGGCUCUGUUUAUGGUGGCUCUGACUUCCUGAACUAUAUCUCCGAGGAGAAGCUGCUUGCCAAGGUCGGCCCAAAUCACUUCGUCUACAUCUGCUGUGAUAGUGAUAGUUUCCUCCGGACCAUCCAUCCGUCAGUGCCAGAGGAUGACGACAUGAAGGAGGGAUGCAUCAGCCUCGCAAUCCGCGUCUUGGGCGGGUUCGUGGGGACGGAACAGUGGGUUAACCAUGCGGCGAAACGGCCGCACGAGCCGCCGGCCCCCAUCUUGCGGCUGCUCCCGGCCUAUGAACAGAACAUCCAGUUCUAUAUGUCGGACAAGGUUCACGAGAAGCUGAAGGGCAUCGUGGUUCAUCUGCAGAAUGCCUUGACCGAGAGCAUCCUAGCCCCCAACGUGCGGUGGAUGAUGAGAGAGAAGAGAACGCUUCUGUGUUCUGGCGGCAAGAAGUUCAGAAAAAGUGUUGUCGCCGUUGUGUCGGCCAUUUGGUGUCUGUCAAAGGAUGGAUUGACGUGGAAUGUCAGGGUCAAGAUGGGAAGCAAUGGUCCAAAAAUGGUCCUGGUCACAUCCCUGCUUUGUCGUUUCUUCGUCUUGGUAGGGGGUAUGUCUGGAGACCCCGUUGCCGGACGAGCGAACCGGAAGCGUGCCUUCCUCGUCGUGCCUCAGGUGCAGGAGGCCACUCGGAAAAAGCUCGUCAAGAAGGGCGUGGCCGGAACAUUAGUGUCCAUCAAAGACUUCUUUCGUGUCCUGACCAAGUGUCUCAGCUGGCUGGGGGCACUUUGGAUCAAUAUGGGCAAACCACGUACCUCUGGUGGUGGCAAGCCAGCGAAGAAGCUGGCCAAGACCAAGGCCGACGACACGGAGCAGCUUCAGGACGACCAACAUUUGUGGACAGCGAUCCGGGAAAGCAUCGGUGUCAUCCGUGCUGCGAAUGCCUGGCCGGAAGCAGGCUCCGACCCGUUGCCUGCCGAGGGCCUGAUGCCCUUGGGUCCUAACUGGGAUGGAUCCAUGGUCAAGGACGACCAAGAGCAGCAGACGCGAGGGUGUGGAGUGCUCGGUGACCUGAACUGGGAACGAGCCGGCCCGGGCUGCGUUCUGUCGUGGGGCGAUAUGUGCGAUGCACGAGAUUUCCAUCUCAGAAAGGACCACAUUGACCCUUUGCCGUGCACCAUGGUUCUCUGCCAGGCGGAGACCAAGAGGGGAGAGCUCACUCCAACGAGCCACUUGCCGCACUUGGCGGCCUUCGUCAUCGAAUGGGCCCACCUGCUGGAAACCGAUGACCCCAAGAAGGACGUGUUCGCGAAGCGAGCGCGAGUGUCUUGGGUGUCACAUGAAUCAUAUGCCCCAACAUUCUUUGCCGGUCCACACUCCGCGACCGAGGCCCUGCCUUUGCUCUUCGUGCGCUGCUCUCCUGACAGUGCGGAUGCUUUCUGGGGAAUCUCACAAGAGAGGAGAAACGGUGCAAGCCGCAUCUUUCCAGGCAAGUGUCACUGCUGGCUGCCGCGGGUUUUGAUCUUUGAGCCUGCAGUCUGCCAGGAAGGGAAUCAAUUUGCUUGCCGUCUGAGUGAUCGCUUGUACAUGUCGCCAGACUUAUGUUGUCUUGCCAGUCCUUCAUACGCCAUCAUGGGUGAGCUACAAAGGCUUCAGCAACUACAUGCUGGCCUCGGAAAACCAACGAACGCGGAGGGGCUCUUCCUGGCCUUUCAGGAGCAGGUAAAGAACCAGCGGCUGAAGUUCGGCUCGGGCGACAGCGAGGUCAGCUCCGAAGACAAGGUGGCAAAAUUGCUCAGGCUCAGAAAGCGAUGCCAGGAGGCCAACUGCUGGGAGUUCCUGAAGAGUAUGCAGUUCUGCAACAACAGCCCGACGUGGGCGAGCCGGUGGUCGGUAGUAACUCGGGUUCUGGGGAUUGCGAGCAGUCCCGACGAGUUCGGACAGCUGUAUAUCGGGAUGAAGGGCGACAACCCUGCACAAACUUUCCGAGUUGCCGUCAACGAGAUGAGCCGCGACAACCUGCUGGACACGUUUCAGGCUUUGGUUUGCACCCGCCAAUGCAUGCAGGCAAUCAUAGAGUCGACGACGGAGAGGGAAAAAUCUUCGGAGUGGAGAGACCUCCUUUCCACCUACGUGAAUCCGGAAAGCCUCAAGCUUUCGGGUGGCGGCUUCGCCGACAUCCACCAAGAAGCCUUCUUAGGCAAAACCGCCGAACAGGCAGCCGUCCUGCUUUUGCUGAAGCAGUUCUUGGACUUGGACUGUUUGCCAACCAUGUAUGCCGUGGUGGCUUCUCACGACACUGCUGUGAACCGCUUUUCGGACUCGCGGGUCCAGAACUUGGUGAAAAAAACAAUCGAGGAGCACAAUGCCGUGCAUCUGACGCCGCUCCCUCCGGUUGCUGCCCUGCCUGAUGCUGAGGAGAUUUUGAAAGAGAUGUCAGCUGACUGGGACGACAAGGAUGUGUCUGGGCCCGCCGCAGAGCCUGCCGCCCCUCCUCCAAAACCCAAGCCGGCCUCCGACCUCCAGAAGGCUAAGGUCGAGGUGCUGCGGUACUGCAAGUUCGUGGUGGCGGACAUCACCAACCUGAGCAGUGUCCAGACGGCCUUAGCUGACUGUGCCUCCAGCCUUUUGCCGCCCGACGGCGUGACAUCUGCUGGCAAAGUGCGGGGGUGGAUGUUCGACAGUGGUCUCAUCCUUGAACCCUCGGAAGUUUUUUCGCGGAGUCACAACAUCUACUCUCGGGCCAAUGUGGUGAAGAUCUUCGGCUCACAGGCCAAGGAGGACAAGGAUGCCCUGCUGGUCUUCGACGUGGGGUCAAGCCAAGCGAACGGUGAGAUUCGAAAGCAGAUGAACAAGCUCAACGUGCCCAAUGCGACGCUGAAUUCCUUGCUGCUCAUGCCCAGCUCCCAGGAGGACCUUGAGCGGCGAGCCAAGUGUGGGCCCGGUGGCCAGGAAACCUUGGUCUUCGCAGCGCCUCCGCUGAUUGCACGGGAACACCGCUUCAUCGGCGAAGGCACAGACAGCACCUGCCCCUGGCUUCCGAUUCCUUUGCCAGACCCCGCACAGCUGCCGAUGGUCGAAAAGAAAAUCAAAAGCCAGAUCAUGCUGACCAUGAAUGAGAAGAAGGAGGUCGUCCCGAUCUCGGGUGCCGCCACCAUGGUACCGGAUGAUGUGGGCGAGGAGGAGUUGGUGCCGUUGCACGUCAACGGCAGACACCAGAUCCUCUAUCGGGAGUUGUUUCAUACCUUCCGCUUGCACUCCAUCGUCCUGUGGACACCAGAGACAGCAGCAGUGGUGGCUGCCGUCAAAGACAAGGUGAGCUGCAUCGCAAUCUUACGCAACACAUGUCACAUGCAGUUGCUCAUGAACUCCGUCGUGGAGGAGUUGGCGAAGGACACUGCUUUUUCCAACCCGGCUCCCUCGAAUCCCGUGCCAUCAAAUCCGGUGGCGCCUGCCAAAAGCGAAACCACCGGAGAGGGCGGCUCGAACACAAAGCCCAAGGCUGAGAGCGAGCCUAAGAAGGCAAGUGCCGAAAAGGCGUUCCCGCCCAGCGAUGACGACGAGGAUGGGUCCGAUUCUAACGACUCCAACGAGAGCUAA